Symbiodinium sp. CCMP2592 is the source of this 363-nucleotide messenger RNA. The record is from the annotation of a GenBank genome assembly. Lineage: Eukaryota; Dinophyceae; Suessiales; Symbiodiniaceae.
AUGCGGAGCCUGCAGGCGCUCAGCGCAGGCGAGGUGAUUGAAGCCGUAGAGGCACUGAGCUCAGCAGACGAUGGUAUAGGGUACCUCAAAGCGCCGGGCUACCUCAAAGUGGCCGGUGGCUGGCAGAACAGCUCGGGAUUGAGGUGCAUGGUAUCUUGGGUAAGCCCUUCUUCACAGAGUAUGAUGUGGACAUUGCCGUGCCGACAUCUACACACCUGGAGACGCUGCAUCGUAAGGUUUCUACAGCGGUGUGAAGCAUCUCCCUGGUAUAGAGCUGCCACAGAGCAACCUGGGGCUUGCUGUCAAGGGGGCUGCUGUGACCGAAGAGGACGAUCUUCCAGUGGCACCGUCAGCCUUCGUUAG